Messenger RNA from Acanthaster planci (crown-of-thorns starfish), 1998 nucleotides. RefSeq lists its product as uncharacterized. The record is from RefSeq and is a predicted model, not a curated record. NCBI's taxonomy places the organism in Eukaryota, Metazoa, Echinodermata, Asteroidea, Valvatida, Acanthasteridae.
GAGCGAUUUGCGGCUUAACUUGGUAGGUUUGCUGAGGGCGACAGACUGCUCAUAUCAACUCAAACUACGCCUAGAGUGAAUCAUUGUGCUCUUGACUGAUAAAAAAAGCACUAAUGCCGCCGACUUAUCCACAUCCUGGCGUCACCAAACAAGUCUACGCUCUUGAAAUCAAGAUGGAUGGCUCUGUAAUGCGCUAGAGGGUGUGGUUUUAAUCCUUGCAUUUACUUUCCACUAAAGCUUUGCAUUGCUUCUCCGCAAAUCAAACUGGCCUUGGCAUUUUGGUAAGUAGGCAAAGCGAUGCCUUCGAAGUAUUUCCGGGAUAUUUUACUAACUGAGAUUCCAGUCUGUUCCAACGCUAGAAAUCUGAAUGAAUUCAGUGUGGUCGGUUAGAACUUAAAUCGCCGCUCAAGGAAGUACUUCGAGUGUAUUGAGAAGAGGUUCAUAAGUCAUCAGGCGUUACUUUGGAGGAGCUUUGGAUGAAAACAAGUAAGCUAUUGCAGAUGGAGGGGUCACUUGUGCUCAUCCACGUGGUUUGCCUGUUGUGGGUCUUCAGCACUUCGGUGGGCCUGGCGGCCGACUCCGUUGAGCCGACGUCAACUUCACCUGAGGGAUCUUGCUGCAACCUUUGCCACCAGCAAGGUCAAACGGGGUCACCAGGUAUACCGGGGAUACCUGGUGUACCGGGAAACAACGGUAGUCCUGGACCAAGCGGCCCCAAGGGGGAGCAGGGAUUGGGCCUCCCGGGGCCGAAGGGGGACGUCGGUGACCGGGGACAGAAAGGAGAUCGUGGUGAACGAGGGCACCAGGGACUAGUGGGGAAACUUGGGCCGCCUGGAGAGAAAGGAGAAAAAGGGGAGCCUGGAGAAUCAACUCUCGUCACGCCAAAACCGCCUUCCAUAGUUGCUUUCAGCGCAUUCCUUUCAACGCAUUUCCGCGGCGGCAAUGGUGAUGUAGUCGUAUUUUCGAACGUCGAGACAAACAUCGGCGACGACUACAAUUCGCAAACGGGCGUCUUCACAUGCUCAGUUGCCGGAGUGUAUUACUUCAGCGUAAAUCUCAUGAGCUUGAACAAUGACGCAGGGGUGUAUCAUCAUCUGAAGAAGAACCGACAAACCAUCAUCACACUACACGACAAUCAGCAAAAUUUCCACCACCAGUCCAGCAAUUCGGCCAUCCUUAUUCUGGCUGUGGGGGACACAGUCUGGCUUGAGGCUGGUGGGCAGAGUCGUGGAAUUUAUGGUGACAGCCGUCAUUUUUCAGAUUUUUCUGGGUUUCUGAUCAGCACAAUGCCAGCCUCGUAAAAAAAAACUGUUUUCCGUUUACGCCCAAGUCUCAAAGUUCCAACCACACUGUUUCCAGUUACGGUUGAUAGAGUUUUUAAAAUACGGCAAUUACAGGUUCUUUGAAACUUGGGUUUGUGGUUGCCGUUGGCACACAAUAGAACCAAGAAUUUAAAGAAUCAAGGUUUUUGAUUAAUGCCGAACUUCAUGUUACAUUAAUCGAACCGUACCUGCAUGCACAAUUAUUUACAGAACAGAAGUAAACUCAAUGAAGGGUCAUUUUUCAAUGCAUGUACGCAUGACAUAAACCUCAUCGAUGUAUAUUUUUAUAUCAAACUGCACGUGAAAAUGUAAUCACUAAAUGCCUAGUUUUUAUCUCGACCAGUCGAGAAUUUAAUGGAGACAGCAUUUGUAAGUUGGAAUUACCUAUGAAAAGCCUAUUUAGCUUUUAGAAAAAAAUUGUAGCAUUAAAAAUAGAGGCUUUAUGUGAGCAAUAUACAUGGAAGUGUACUUCAGAACUGCAAUGGACUAUGUGUUCUUUGAUUGUCUAAUAAGACUGUGGAACCACAUAAACUGAAUGGAACUCGUAAUAUUUUGGACCGAAACAACGAAUGCAAGUGUCAACUCCAGGCCUUCUGUGGACUCCAAAUGGCCUAAAAUUAUCAAGCACCAGUGAAGAGAUUAAAGAUUGCAAGGAACCUAACUGCAGAAAGAUCAA